AUGCCUUCUCUCCGACCCCCCCCCGGUAUCAGCGACCUCGUCUACAUCGCCCCCUCAGGCGUGCAAAAGGAGCUCAUGAAGCCCGCCGACAUCUACGUCCUCUCCCUCGCCGCCCAACAGCAGCAACAGGAGCAGGCCCGCUCCCUGCGCCAGCGCGUCUACCUGCGCUCGCCGCCCUCCCUCAGGCCCUCGCAGUGCACGCCGCUCUUCCUCGCCGCCUUCACCCGCCGCCGCGCGGGCUGCUGCAUCCACACGCACAGCCAGUGGGCCGUCCUCGUGACCCUCCUGCUCGAGCAGCAGGAGCAGGCCGGCGGCGCCGGCGCCGGCGCGCCGUCCUCCUCCGAGUUCCGCAUCAACAACGUCGAGCAGAUCAAGGGCUUCGGCCGGGGCGCCGACCGCCUCGCCGAGGGCAACCUCGGCUACCACGACACGCUCGUCGUCCCCGUCAUCGAGAACACGGCGCACGAGGAGGACCUGACCGAGUUCCUCGAGGAGGCCAUGGACCGGUACCCGGACGCCUACGCGGUGCUGGUCCGGCGCCACGGCGUGUACGUGUGGGGGGAGAGCGUGCACAAGGCCAAGACGCAGUGCGAGAGUCUGGACUACCUCUUCCAGCUGGCCGUCGAGAUGAAGAAGCUCGGCCUGCCCUGGAUCUCCGACGUCAAGCCCACGCUGCCGAGGAACAGUGCCCGGGCAUAG
Messenger RNA from Thyridium curvatum, 699 nucleotides. RefSeq lists its product as uncharacterized. Bases 1 to 699 code for a protein of 232 amino acids. Gene Ontology annotation, molecular function: metal ion binding; methylthioribulose 1-phosphate dehydratase activity. Lineage: Eukaryota; Fungi; Ascomycota; Sordariomycetes; Thyridiales; Thyridiaceae. The record is from RefSeq and is a predicted model, not a curated record. Gene Ontology annotation, cellular component: cytoplasm. The transcript is spliced from 2 exons.